CUCCCUUUAGGUGACGCAGUGCCCGAGACGUUAAAAAGUGAGAAUAACGACGUUUUCUUUUUUUCUCUCGGAUGGCUUGGUGGACUUAACACAACCUUGUUCUUCUUUCAAACAACUUUUGAUUUGACUUCUUGAUAUAUCAACUUAUAUUUAUUGAAUUUACAAUUGCUUUUUUCAUUGACUGGAAAUUGAAUUUAUUGAGAGUGUGCCGGCAAUCAACUACCAAUUCUCUGUUUUGGUAGUGAUAGUGGUGGUGGAGUCCGUGUUUUGUUGAUGAUGGCUGAGACUGAGGCAGAAAAUCGACCGGAUUUAAAAACGGACAGUGGUGAUGAAUCAGAUGAUUUAAGUGAAGUUCUCGAAGAAAGUCCUUGCGGGAGGUGGCAGAAGCGUAGAGAAGAAGUUGAACAACGAGAUGUUCCAGGUAUUGAUAGUGCCUUCUUGGCGAUGGAUACAGAGGAGGGAAUGGAAGUCGUAUGGAAUGAGGUCCAGUUUUCAGAAAAGAAGAAUUUUAAAGCACAGCAGGAAAAAAUUCGACAGGUUUUUGACAAUUUGAUUCAGUUGGACCAUCCAAAUAUUGUGAAAUUUCAUAAAUACUGGACAGACACAGUUGGAGAAAAGCCUAGGGUAAUUUUCAUUACAGAAUACAUGUCAUCUGGUUCUUUGAAGCAGUUUUUAAAGAAAACCAAAAAGAAUAACAAGACAUUCCCAUUGAAGGGUCACAGUAAAAAAAAACAGGCAUGGAAACGAUGGUGUACUCAGAUCUUAUCAGCACUAAGUUAUCUACAUUCCUGUGACCCACCGAUUAUCCAUGGUAACCUCACCUGUGAUACUAUUUUCAUCCAACACAAUGGACUGGUCAAGAUUGGUUCAGGGUUCUUCUCCAGAUUCUUAUUGGUUGACUUCAUGGUUACAUGGGACUCGUGUGAAGAGCGAGAAAAGGCACUGGUGACAUCAGUCAUGGUUUCCUGUGGUAUUAUCCAUCUGUUCAGAACUGGAUCUUUCUUCGAGAGAAUGUUUGCUCCAGAUGCGAUUCACCACCAUGUGAAAACCUACAGAGAAGACUUGAAAAAUAUGCACUGCAUAGCACCAGAAUAUGAAGGACCUGGUCAAGUGACAACCGCUGUAGAUAUUUAUUCUUUUGGAAUGUGUGCCCUAGAAAUGGCAGCUCUAGAAAUCCAAGGAAAUGGUGAAGCCAAUGUGACACCAGAAGCAAUAAAAUGUACAUUAGAAUCUUUAGAAGACUCCUUACAAAGGGAUUUCAUCAGACGUUGUAUUGAACGAGAUCCUCAGAAAAGGCCAGGAUCCCGUGAACUGCUUUUUCAUGCUGUACUGUUUGAAGUACACUCCUUAAAACUGCUAGCUGGAAACUGCUUUGUAAAAAAUUCAUAUAUUCUCCCAGGCAAUAUGGCAGAAGAAGCAUAUUUACCAAAAACUGAUCCCUCCAAGGUGAUUGCAGAGAUUAACUUCAAAGAACAUGGUUUUAUGCAGUGGAAAUUUAGUCAAGUCGGCUCAAUUGAAUUAGAAAAAUUUUUAGAAGAUGUCCGAAAUGGAAUUUACCCAUUAACUGCCUUUGCAUUACCUCGCCCCCCGCCCUCACGUCCUCGUGCCAUUACUCCUGAACUAGCUGAGUCUGUCAAGUCAGAGACUCCAGAACCUAUGGAUGUUGAAACACGGAUGGUAACUAACAUGGCAUGUCAGAUGCGAAAGACAGAUGAGAAUUGCAACUUGAAUUUAACUCUUCUACUACGUAUGGACGACAAAAUGAAUCGACAGUUACAGUGUGAGAUCUCUCAAGAGGACAAUGCUUCUACUUUAGCUGAGGAACUGGUACAUUAUGGCUUUAUAAAUGAGUUGGACAAAGACAAGGUAGCAACUUUGAUUGAACAACACUUAAGACAAGGCAGUACCCACAUGAAUGGUCCAAUGUCACCAAUUACUGUUCCUUCAGGCUGAACAUGAACCCAGCCUUCAGCAGACAGUUUCAUCCCCCUCCUAUGCCAUUGAUUGCGUCACCAUGUGAUGUGUCAGUGCAAACAAACAAACAAACAAAACGUGUACUUCCACUUCAGUUUCUUUUGUUUUAUUAUAAUUAUUACUGUUAUUAUUAUGAAGGCCUACUCCCACCACAAAACUCCACUAAUCCAGGUGACACAAUGCUACAUUCACCAUUUUAUUAUUUUUAUGAAGCCCCACUUCUAUCAACAUAACCUUGCUAGUCACCCCAUUACUACUACUACUAUUAUUAUUAUUAUUUUUAUUAUUAUAACAGCCCACUCCCACCACUUAUGUCCCUCUUCCUGCUAAUUUAAGACAUUACUACAGUCACCAUAUUUUAUUAGUAUUAUUAUUAUUAUUAUUAUUAUUAUUAUUAAGGCUAAGUCCUCCACAUAAGACCCCCCCCCUUGCCACAUACACACCAUCUAUGUAAACAUAAAUACUACCUACAGUCACCACAUUUUUUUUUUACUAAUCUACCUCUUACAAGGAAUAAAAAAAUUAAAUGACAUACCAAAGGUGGGGUGGGGGAGCACUACAACACUUGCUUGUACAUAUGUGCCAGCUGUGUGUGCUCACUACUUCUUUAUCAUCCCUACCUUCAGCAAUGCCAUUUGCAAACACUCCAUCAACACCAUUCACAGUUGACCUGGUCUGCUGCAGCGACUUCAUCGGAUCGUAAACUAUGAUGAUGAUUUCAGAAGCAUCCAGACUUUCAGCGUCCAGUAAUAAAAAGAAAAAGAAAAAAGUGGGGACUGUAGAAGAAGUCCCUAUCUCCUCUGCCUGGAGGCGGUGCCUGUUAUAAAUUUUAUGUGAGUUUUGAAAACUGUUUCUGACCAUCUACCGUGAGUAGGUACACACUGCAAGGGACAAGACAUUGCUGACAAAAGAGACAUAUAAAAGAAACACAAGAUGAUGAUGAUGAUGAUUUUAUAUUUCAUUUCAUAAUUAAUUACUAAUAAUAUAAAUUAGUAUGUCUUUUUUAUCUUUA
Molecule: messenger RNA, 2986 nt
Organism: Octopus sinensis (East Asian common octopus)
Lineage: Eukaryota; Metazoa; Mollusca; Cephalopoda; Octopoda; Octopodidae
Product: nuclear receptor-binding protein
Exons: 18
Coding region: 274-1953 (559 amino acids)
Biological process (GO): intracellular signal transduction; protein phosphorylation; endoplasmic reticulum to Golgi vesicle-mediated transport
Cellular component (GO): endomembrane system; cytoplasm
Molecular function (GO): ATP binding; protein serine/threonine kinase activity
Source: RefSeq, a predicted model, not a curated record